AUGGCACCUCCAGCUAAGAGACGGAAGCGCAAUGUCAUUGAAUCGUCUCCCCAUUCCUCUGAUAACGAGGACAAUGAAUCGAUUCAGGUGAACAAGUUCAAAAGUCGAUUGAGUAGUUUGGCACAUUCUCCUCCACCAAGAUCGAGCUCUUCCGAGCCUACCCCAAAGUCUAUGUCGCAAUCCAGUAAUUCCACGAGAUCUUCUUCUUUUUUGAAACCUCCAACAAAAGCGACCAUUCAUCCUCCCAAUGCUGCCUCGAUCCACUUACCAAAUCAUCGCAAGAAGUCCACUACAAAGAGUCCCAGUACAAGUCCAGAGAAACCAAGAAGUAGAAGAAAAGUUGAGGAGAAGCGGCAAAAUGCAGAUAUUAACACAUUGUUUGCAAGGCAAUCACAGAGGCAGCAGGCACAAACGGAAGGCGAGACGAUACCUAAACAAAGAAUCAAGGUUCUCAAUUCGAGAGAUAUUCGACAGGAGGCUGAUUUGCUAGAUGAUUUAAUAUCAGAUGAUGACGAUGUUGGAGAGAGUCGAGCGCAAGCAACUAGCAUUGUUGGACAAGCCGCCAAACGGGGAAUUGGAAAGAACGUAUUCACAAAUUCAGGUACAAACACACCCAGCGCUAGUCAAAGAUUUGUAAGACCGUCUCAGGGUUCUAUAAUAGAACGUGUGGCCGAGGAAGAGGAUAUACGACCUUGGGCUGAACGCUUUGGGCCAAAUAAUCUGGAAGAGCUUGGAGUUCACAAGAAGAAAGUAAUUGAUGUUCGAACCUGGCUUGAUAAUGUUAUCGGAGGACAGAUGAGACAGCGGUUAUUGAUCUUGAAGGGUGCUGCCGGAACCGGAAAGACGACGACAGUACAGCUGUUAGCUAAAGAUAUGGGGUGUGAUGUUCUAGAAUGGAGGAACCCUGUUGGAACAAUCGCUUCCUCAGACGGCUUUCAGUCAAUGGCUGCACAAUUUGAGGAGUUCAUGGGCCGGGGUGGAAAAUUUGGUCAACUAGAUUUAUUUUCCGACGAUCUUGGAGAUACUCCAGCAAAAGCAGAAGUAAAACCGUUGGAUCGAAGGAAGCAAAUUAUACUAGUCGAAGAAUUUCCAAACACUUUCACACGUUCUUCGAGUGCCUUGCAAUCAUUUCGAUCUGCGAUACUUCGAUACCUUGCCUCUAAUACUCCUCCUCUCUCAAUGCCAUACAAUCCUAAAGUUAAAAGUGAUCCUAUCACUCCUGUGGUAAUGAUUGUAUCAGAAACAUUGCUUACAACAACGUCGGCGUCUGCAGACAGCUUCACUGCUCAUCGUCUUCUUGGGCCAGAGAUUCUUCAGCAUCCGGGAGUAGGAGUGAUAGAAUUCAAUGCUAUUGCCCCGACCAUAUUAGCAAAAGCUCUCGAGACGGUGGUACAAAAAGAGUCGAGAAAAUCAGGCAGGAAAAAGACACCAGGACCUCAGGUAUUGAAAAAGCUUGGCGAGGUGGGCGAUAUCAGAAGUGCAAUUGGCUCUCUGGAGUUUAUGUGUUUAAGAGGAGAUGUCGAUGACUGGGGAGGUAAAGUUGUUUUUGGCAAGGGAAAGAAAACAAGCAAAGAUACAUCUUUGACAAAAAUGGAAGAAGAGUCGUUGGAACUGAUCACGCGCCGAGAAGCUAGCUUGGGAAUCUUCCACGCCGUCGGAAAAGUUGUUUACAACAAGCGCGAAGGAAAGGUAUCAGACGAUGUGGAAUCUUUGCCACACUUCAUAUCCCAUCACUCUCGCCCCAAGAAAUCUGAAGUAGGCAUAAACGAGCUUAUCGACGAGACUGGCACCGACACACCAACCUUCAUUGCUGCCCUUCAUGAGAAUUACAUCCUUUCAUGCGAAGCACCACCUUCUUCCUUCGAAUUCUCAUCACUCGAUCAUGUAAAUGGUUGCAUCGAUGCCCUCUCUGAUAGUGACCUCCUCUGUCCCUCUUGGGACGGUUCUCUCCAAUCUUCCGGCUUCGGUGGCGGCAUUACAGGAACUGGAGGCGACAUUCUCCGCCAAGACGAAAUGUCUUUUCAAAUUGCUGUCCGCGGUAUUCUCUUCUCACUCCCUCACCCCGUAUCCCGAAAAGCACCCGCUGCAGCCGGAUUCAGAACUGGCAAAACAGGCGAUGCACAUAAAAUGUUCUAUCCCACCAGUCUCAAACUCUGGCGCAUGAAAGAGGAAAUGGAAAGCACAUUAGAUCUCUGGGUUACACGGUUGAUGAAAGGAGAAAUUGAUCCUACGAAUACGCAUUCGUCAAGUAUUACAUCUGGCGCCGCAGCAUUCGCUCGUCCAAAAGCUGGUACAGUCGAAAGCUGGAAAAUCAAAAACGCCGCUCCACUGCCCUCACAAUCAAAAUCAAAAUCCAAGCCCAACACCCCAAAAGAAGAAGACAACCAACCGCUCCUCACCCUCGGCGUCUCCGCUCGUACAGAAAUGCUCCUCGAGCGCCUCCCCUACAUGAUCCAAAUCACCAAAUCCAGAUCCUCCCCCCACCAAUCCCGCAACCCAUUCUCCUCCUCCACUUCCCCCAUCACAAACUUCCAAACCAACCCCCUUCUCGCCUCCCUCUCCAAAAUAACAACCUUCACCGGCAUCGGUCCCGCGCAAACCUCCGAUGAUCCCGCCUCCCUUUCCGACGACGAAUCUCCCGACCCCAAUUCUGAAAAUUGGGCCACCGAUAAACCAAAUGGUGAUGGUAUGGGUACACCUCGGAAGAAGAAGCGAGGUGGAAAUAUGGGGGUUGUGAUGAAGAAAGGAAUUGGUAGUCAGAGAGCAAUGCCUGUGCAGCAAUUGGAGCAGAAAUUUGUUUUGAGCGAUGAUGAUAUUGAGGAUGAUUGA
Messenger RNA from Botrytis deweyae, 2829 nucleotides. RefSeq lists its product as uncharacterized. Gene Ontology annotation, biological process: mitotic DNA replication checkpoint signaling; DNA repair; DNA damage checkpoint signaling. The record is from RefSeq and is a predicted model, not a curated record. Lineage: Eukaryota; Fungi; Ascomycota; Leotiomycetes; Helotiales; Sclerotiniaceae. Gene Ontology annotation, molecular function: chromatin binding. The transcript has a single exon. Bases 1 to 2829 code for a protein of 942 amino acids.